AUGACCAUGAACAAACAGGAAGGACACGAUUUAGCAACAACGGCUGGACUUACGGCGCGAGAAAAUAACAUUGGUUUGGGUUUAUUUUAUGUUGCUUAUAUUGUAUUCGAAGUACCUUCCAAUCUGAUUAUGGCGCGCGUCAAUCCUGCAUUUUGGCUGGCAAGAAUCAUGGUCACUUGGUCUAUUGUCACUGGAUGUAUGGCUGCUAUCUCAACAGCGUGGCAUUUUUAUCUCUUACGAUUCCUGUUGGGUGUAUUCGAAGCAGGAUUUUGGCCAGCGUAUUACACGACGCUGUGGUAUCGUCCUAAUGAAAUUUCCUCCAGAAUUGGCGUGACAUACUUGGCUGGUCCAACGUCAGGCGCUUUUGGUGGCCUUAUCUCUGCUGGCAUACAAUUGAUUGAUACAAAGGGCAAUCUUUACGGUUGGCAAUGGCUUUUCCUGAUUUCAGGCAUCAUAUCCGUGAUAUUUGGCGUUGCGACCUUUUUUUACCUGCCAUCCAAACCCGAAACGAGCAAACGGUUCUUGACAGACGAGCAACUCAUUCUAAUACGCCAACGCUUGGCCUUGACAGAAGAAGAGCUUCAAGAACAGCAGCAACAACAAGACCACCAGAAGAAAUCCAUUUUUUCCAACGGCGAUCUAUUGCAAGUGAAAACACAACUGUUGGAUUACAAGGUGUGGCUGUUUUGCGUUCUAUACUUUACACCUGUGAUGGCCGCCACCUCAUUGGGCUACUUUUUGCCACGCAUCGUUCAAGAAUUGGGCACAUACAACUCCAUUCAAGUGAGUUUGAUGAGUAUCCCACCGUAUGUUUUUGGUGGCAUCAUGGUAUAUGUAGUCACGCGACUCAGUGAUCGUCUGGAAGAUCGUGGAUGGUUCAUCAUUGGCUGUUCAUCCGCCUCGUUUGUUGGAUUCGUUAUAUUGAGCUUUGCUAAACCAAUCGCUGCACGGUAUUUUGGAUUGAUGGUUGUUGCCGGUGGCACUUAUCCCACUGUUCCUCUGAGUAUGGCAUGGACAGCCAACUUGCGAGAAGAUGCCGUGGGUGUAGCAUCAGCAACGGGUGUCGUGUCCUCCAUGGGUAACUUUGGUGCACUCGUCUGUACUUUUGCACUAUACUCUGGAUGGACUUCCGAUGCACCGCGCUAUGUGGGAUCCAAUAUGAUUAAUGGUGGUGCCAUGCUUCUUGCUGCGGUCUGUGCUCUUAUCCUCAAAUUACGUCUUGGUAUUCUAAACAAAAACAUGGAACAAAAUGGAAGAUCUAGAAAAUACCUCCUAUAG
Molecule: messenger RNA, 1278 nt
Organism: Zychaea mexicana
Lineage: Eukaryota; Fungi; Mucoromycota; Mucoromycetes; Mucorales; Lichtheimiaceae
Product: major facilitator superfamily domain-containing protein
Exons: 7
Coding region: 1-1278 (425 amino acids)
Biological process (GO): biotin import across plasma membrane
Cellular component (GO): membrane
Molecular function (GO): solute:proton symporter activity; biotin transmembrane transporter activity; dethiobiotin transmembrane transporter activity
Source: RefSeq, a predicted model, not a curated record